GCUGGUUAGUAAGAGAAGAGCAGUGUUUGAGACAGGACUGUGGUGUACACAAUGACGACAAAACUUUUAGUGAUCGUAACUUUCUUGGUCAGUUCAGUGCGUUCGCAGCGAGUAUGUGAUCCCAUCAUCUUCCCAAAUCACAAACACACCAGUUCUAUUCUUCGUCAUUCAAAUGGGGAACUCCAAUUUUGCCCUGAGAAACAAUCUCAAGGCGCCACUGCUGGAUACUCUUUGCUAGAGACUUCGGGAAAACCGCAAGAUAGAGCGGCAAAUGUUUUAAUCGGCGAACUAACAGCUAGGGGGCGAGUAAUUACGAUCAAAUGGAGAUGUGGAGGAUCUCUCAUUGCUCCACAAUUUGUACUGACAUCUGCUCAUUGCAUGAAUAGCGCAGAUAUAGCCACGUUUAUUCGUAUCACAAGCAAAGAUGUAGAAGGACAGGCACCACUAGAGACAGAUUCUACAAUAAAUCACAUAUAUAUCCAUCCUGAAUAUGAAAAAUCGCAGCUAUACUUUGAUAUUGCCAUAAUUCGAAUGAACGAACCAGUGUGGGGCUUUCUAACAGCAAUCCUACCCACUAAUAAUACUUUUCUCCAAAAUACUGAUAUCCGUUUGUCAGGAUGGACAAAAUCUUCGCAAAAUUUUGGAGAUCUCAACUUAAUCACAGAUACUGUUAGCAUAGUCUUACAUAGAAGAUGUUCAACUUUCUACAAUCUUCCUCAAUUGCCAAAAGAAAUAAAAAUGGAUCAAGUUUGUGGAAGAAUACCUACCAAUAGUUCCAUAAAACCAUGUUCUGGGACCAUUUUAGGAAUCUUAGAGUCAGAGUCGACAAGUGUCGUCGUUGGAAUUCCUUCCUUUACAUUUGGAUGCAACAAUGAACGCCCACUCGUUUUCACAAACAUCGUAUUUUUCUCACCAUGGGUCAGGACGAUAAUUGAGUAUACACUGGAACACUGUGGAUAUCCCCAGAGAAGAUAAAUCUUUGUCAAGUGACUCACUUGAUGAUGUUUUUAUAUAUUCCCCAACGAGUAAAAUAACCAAUUCGCACAUAUUAAAGUGUAAGGGCUUAACUUGAAUAUUAGAGAUUAUGAGACUUUUAUAACUGAAUAAAAUUUUUCAUAAUGAUUUUUUAAUGGA
Messenger RNA from Phlebotomus papatasi, 1134 nucleotides. RefSeq names its product mite allergen Der f 3-like. The coding region runs from base 52 to 975 and encodes 307 amino acids. Gene Ontology annotation, molecular function: serine-type endopeptidase activity. NCBI's taxonomy places the organism in Eukaryota, Metazoa, Arthropoda, Insecta, Diptera, Psychodidae. Gene Ontology annotation, biological process: proteolysis. The transcript has a single exon. The record is from RefSeq and is a predicted model, not a curated record.